AGAAAACAAACAAAGAAAAAAGGGAAGUAAAAGGAUAAGCGGAGGAUAAGGUAUUUGAAGGCCCGCCAUUUGUUUCCCUCUUCAUCACCACACCUACGAACACUCAAACUUGUAAGGAACAAAGGGGGAUAAGGUUGCUCAAAAUUUCCAUCUUGUCUCUGUCGCAUAAAGGUUGGUUUACUGACAUCUGCUAAGCAUUUCUUCACGAGGAGCACAGAAAAAGAGCAAAUUAUUUGCAUGCAUGUUACAGGUGGGCGGAUGGUGCAAAAAUUUUAAUAGCCCGUGAAACUACUGUAAUUGGUGUAUCCCUCUAUUCACCAUGGCUCCUGCAAUUCCCACAACAAUUAACUGUACUUCACUAAGUCCAGGAAAUAUCUUCAUUGGUAGGAAGAACUAUCUUCUUACAAGGUGCAGCAAUUUUCAGAAAUCUGGCAGUCAAACACUAUUUGCCCAAAGAUAUGCCAUAACCUUCUCAGCAUCUCAUAGACUGUUUCCCCAUUUUGGACUUUCUGUUGAUGCAAACCCUAAAUCAAACUCCAUUGUGUCAUCAGCUAAGACUGAUGUAAUAGUAGAAGAGGCACAGUCACCCACAGUAGGUAAUAUCUAUAUGGAAGCUGCAGAAACUUCUACUGAUAUUGGAACACAGAGGAAAGAAUCCACUAUCAAGUCAAAUUCUAGUCCUACCCUUGCUCCAUCAAAACGUUCAAAAUUUUCCAGAAAGAGUGAAAUGCCUCCUGUUAAAAACGAAGAUCUGACUCCAGGUGCAAUUUUAACUGGAAAGGUCAGAUCUGUACAACCAUUUGGAGCUUUUGUUGAUAUUGGAGCUUUCACAGAUGGACUCGUUCACGUAUCAAACUUGAGUAACACUUUCGUGAAAGAUGUGGGAAGUUUUGUUUCUGUUGGUCAAGAAGUAAAAGUGAGAUUAGUUGACGUGGAUAUGGAAUCAGGAAGGAUAUCUCUUACCAUGCGUGAAAAUGAUGGGCCCAGACCGCCCAGUAAGCCAAAUCAGCCAAAAAAUCCUCCUGUAAAAAAUGAUAAAUCCAGAACACCAAAGAGGGCUCCCCAAACGAGCAACCAAAGAAGAGAGGAGGUCAAGAAGACGUCAAAAUUUGUGUUGGCGCAGGAUCUUGAAGGAACAGUGAAGAAUCUAACAAGGUCUGGUGCAUUCAUAUCUCUUCCUGAAGGAGAAGAGGGUUUCCUGCCAAAAUCAGAGUUGGAUGAUGGAGGGUUUGGGGACAUCAUGGGUGGCUCUUCACUAGAAGUGGGUCAGAAAGUUAAUGUCCGUGUUUUGCGCAUCACUAGAGCACAAGUGACCUUGACAACAAAGAAAGAAGCAGCCGGAGAGUUUGAUGAAAAGCUCCAAGGUGUUAUCCACACAGCAACCAAUCCCUUUGCAUUAGCCUUCCGCAAAAAUGAGGACAUUUCUAAAUUCCUAGACCAGAGGGAAGAGGAAAUGCUAGCUGAGAUGUCAGAAAAAGAUCAUAACAAAGCAGAAAGUGGUGCUAGUAUGGUAGGUGGUAGCUUGUAUGGGACUUCUGAAGCAUUGGAUGCUAAAGAUAGCACAACCACCCGAGACCAACAAAAUGAAGAACCUUCUGCAGUUAAAGAUGAAAAAUUGCCUAAAAUUUCUGCCAAAGAUGAAGAAAUAGUGGCAUCUAUGGAAGAGGAGAAUGAUGUGAAUAUCAACCUUAUUCAUGAAGAGGUGAAUGGUGCAAGUCAAAGCAUAAUAAUUGAAGAAGUGGAUGCAUCUUCUGAAACACUUGAGGAGGCUAGAGCAAGCACAACCACCACAGAUGAUCCAAGUGAAGAGCCUUCUGCUACUGAUGAUAAGUCAUUUCCUAAAACUACAAUGAGCUGGCUCAGUGAAGAGCCAUCUGCGCUUAAUGCAUCAGAAAGCACUGCUGAACCUGAAAUGUCUCAGCAAAUAAUGGACAAAAGCUUUUCAGCUGAAAGUUCAGAAGAAGUAUUGCGUAAUGAGGAAGUCCAUAAUGCGAAGGGUGAAGCCCAAACUCAAAAGGCUGUGUCCAAGGUGCUCCUUCACACUCAAGGUGAAGAGGAACCAAGUGGCAGUAAUUUCCAUGAAAACAGCAGUACUGUGAGCAUAAGUGAACAGAACAUAGUUUCACAAAACAGAAAAAACAUGACUGAGGCUGCUAUAUCUCCGGCACUUGUGAAGCAGUUGCGUGCAGAGACAAUAGCUGGAAUGAUGGACUGCAAGAACGCUCUUUCUGCAACAGAUGGCAACAUUGUUAAAGCAGUGGAGUAUCUUAGAAAGAAAGGGUUGGUUAGUGCAGAUAAAAAAGCGAGUAGGACCACUGCUGAAGGAAGAAUUGGUUCUUACAUUCACGACAGUAGGAUAGGUGUCCUGAUAGAGGUGAAUUGCGAGACGGACUUUGCAUCCAGAGGAGACAUAUUUAGGGAGUUAGUUGAUGACUUGGCUAUGCAAAUAGCUGCAUGCCCUCAAGUACAAUAUCUAUCCACAGAAGAUGUUCCGGAAGAUAUUGCUAAUAAGGAAAGAGAGAUUGAGAUGCAGAAGGAAGAUUUGAUGUCAAAACCGGAGCAAAUUAGAUCAAAGAUUGUUGAUGGGAGGAUUAGGAAGAGGCUCGGGGAAUUUGCUUUAUUGGAGCAACCGUAUAUUAAGAAUGAUAAGGUAAUGGUCAAGGAUUGGGUCAAGCAGGCAGUUGCGACAAUAGGAGAGAACAUAAACGUUAAGAGAUUUGUAAGGUACAACCUUGGGGAAGGUUUAGAAAAGAAAAACCAAAAUUUUGCUGCCGAGGUGGCUGCCCAGACUGCAGUAAAGAGUGUCUCACCACCAGACAAGGAGCAGCUUGCUGUUACCAAAGAUGAUGGAACUGUUGAGGCUCCUAGGAAAUCAGUUUCUGCUGCACUGGUUAAACAACUACGUGAACAAACUGGGGCUGGCAUGAUGGACUGCAAGAAAGCACUGUCUGAAACCGGAGGAGACCUAGAAAAGGCACAAGAGUAUCUCAGGAAGAAAGGCCUUUCAAGCGCGGACAAAAAAUCCAGCCGUCUAGCAGCCGAGGGUAAGAUAGGGUCAUACAUCCACGACUCCCGGAUAGGGGUUCUCAUUGAAGUUAAUUGUGAAACUGACUUUGUGGGAAGAAGCGAAAGAUUUAAGGAGCUUGUAGAUAAUCUGGCAAUGCAAGCUGUGGCUUGCCCACAGGUACAGUACGUAAAUGUGGAAGAUAUUCCAGAGAGCGUUGUGAAGAAGGAGAAAGAAUUGGAAAGUGAGAGAGAAGAUCUGAAGGACAAAGCAGAGAGCAUUAGAGAAAAGAUUGUGGAGGGUAGGGUAGCGAAAAGGCUCAGUGAGCUUAGUCUUAUGGAACAGACUUUCAUCAAGGAUGACAGCAUGUUGGUUAAAGAUUUGGUGAAGCAAACGAUUGCUGCUCUCGGGGAGAACAUAAAGGUGAGGAGGUUUGUUAGGUUUACACUUGGCGACAAGUAAAUGUCAUGAGAAAGAAGUGUCCAAGAAUGUUUUGUUUCCCACAUUCUUUUUUGCUCUAGUGCAAACAAAACGGUGCCAUUUUCAUGGUUGUCACAGCGCAUAUGCAAUGCAGCUUACCUCCAAGGGGACAGUAAGGUGACAAGUAGUUGUAUGCAAACUUAAUUUAAUAUUAUUACUCUCUUGCUCAUACAUGAACAUCCACUUUGAACUGACUCGGAGUACGUAUUCUAAAACAAAAGUAUGUGGUUGAGAUUUUAUAAUAAAAGAUUAAUAAUCC
Cuscuta epithymum is the source of this 3743-nucleotide messenger RNA. The record is from the annotation of a GenBank genome assembly. NCBI's taxonomy places the organism in Eukaryota, Viridiplantae, Streptophyta, Magnoliopsida, Solanales, Convolvulaceae.